AUGAACGAGGUGUCUGUCAUCAAAGAAGGCUGGCUCCAUAAGCGCGGUGAAUAUAUCAAGACCUGGCGGCCCCGGUACUUCCUGCUGAAGAGCGACGGCUCCUUCAUUGGCUACAAGGAGCGGCCUGAGGCCCCCGACCAGACCCUGCCCCCCUUAAACAACUUCUCUGUCGCAGAAUGCCAGCUGAUGAAGACCGAGAGACCUCGACCGAAUACCUUCGUCAUUCGCUGUCUGCAGUGGACCACAGUCAUCGAGAGGACCUUCCAUGUCGACUCCCCGGACGAGAGGCAAGAGUGGAUGCGGGCCAUCCAGAUGGUUGCCAACAGCCUCAAGCAGCGGGGCCCGGGGGAGGACCCCAUGGACUACAAGUGUGGCUCCCCCAGCGACUCUUCUGCGGCCGAGGAGAUGGAGGUGGCAGUUAGCAAGGCACGGGCCAAGGUGACCAUGAAUGACUUCGACUAUCUCAAACUCCUGGGCAAGGGCACCUUUGGCAAGGUCAUCCUGGUGCGGGAGAAGGCCACCGGCCGCUACUACGCCAUGAAAAUCCUGCGGAAGGAGGUGAUCAUCGCCAAGGAUGAAGUCGCCCACACGGUCACCGAGAGCCGGGUCCUGCAGAACACCAGGCACCCGUUCCUUACCGCGCUGAAGUACGCCUUCCAGACACACGAUCGCCUGUGCUUCGUGAUGGAGUACGCCAACGGUGGCGAGCUGUUCUUCCACCUGUCGCGGGAGCGUGUCUUCACAGAGGAGCGGGCCCGCUUUUAUGGAGCAGAGAUCGUCUCAGCCCUGGAGUACCUGCACUCGCGGGAUGUGGUGUACCGCGACAUCAAGCUGGAAAACCUCAUGCUGGACAAGGACGGCCACAUCAAGAUCACUGACUUCGGCCUGUGCAAGGAGGGCAUCAGCGACGGGGCCACCAUGAAGACCUUCUGUGGGACCCCUGAGUACCUGGCGCCCGAGGUGCUGGAGGACAACGACUACGGCCGGGCGGUGGACUGGUGGGGGCUGGGCGUGGUCAUGUACGAGAUGAUGUGCGGCCGCCUGCCCUUCUACAACCAGGAUCAUGAGCGCCUCUUCGAGCUCAUCCUCAUGGAGGAGAUCCGCUUCCCGCGCACGCUCAGCCCUGAGGCCAAGUCCCUGCUUGCUGGGCUGCUUAAGAAGGACCCUAAGCAGAGGCUCGGCGGGGGGCCCAGCGAUGCCAAGGAGGUUAUGGAGCACAGGUUCUUCCUCACUAUCAACUGGCAGGACGUGGUCCAGAAGAAGCUCCUGCCACCCUUCAAGCCUCAGGUCACGUCUGAGGUCGACACAAGGUACUUUGAUGACGAGUUCACCGCCCAGUCCAUCACAGUCACGCCCCCGGACCGCUAUGACAGCCUGGGCUCGCUGGAGCUGGACCAGCGGACGCACUUCCCCCAGUUCUCGUAUUCGGCCAGCAUCCGAGAGUGA
Messenger RNA from Rangifer tarandus platyrhynchus (Svalbard reindeer), 1446 nucleotides. The record is from the annotation of a GenBank genome assembly. NCBI's taxonomy places the organism in Eukaryota, Metazoa, Chordata, Mammalia, Artiodactyla, Cervidae.